UACAGGAGAUGACCAGAGACUGCGGACACAGUACAGAUGACCAGACAUUGCAGACACAGUACAGGAGAUGACCAGAGAAUGCGGACAUGGUACAGGAGAUGACCAGAGAAUGCGGACACAGUACAGGAGAUGACCAGAGACUGCGGACACAGUACAGGAGAUGACCAGAGAAUGCGGACACAGUACAGGAGAUGACCAGACACUGCGGACACGGUACAGGGGAUGACCAGAGACUGCAGACAGUACAGCGGAUGACCAAGAGACUGCAGACAGUACAGGAGAUGACCAAGAGAUUGCAGACAGUACAGGAGAUGACCAGACACUGCGGACACGGUACAGGGGAUGACCAGAGACUGCAGACAACAGUACAGGAGAUGACCAGAGACUGUGGA
Messenger RNA from Staurois parvus, 392 nucleotides. Lineage: Eukaryota; Metazoa; Chordata; Amphibia; Anura; Ranidae. The record is from the annotation of a GenBank genome assembly.